AUGUAUGUUACUCAAUACCGGCCUCUUUCGUUGGUUGUAGUAAGAAUUCAACUCUUUGAGCCUAAAACUCAAGAUCUAGAUAUGAAUUCAAUGGCUGCUCUUAGGUCUAUGUAUCUUGCCUUCCCAAAUUCAUCACCCUUUGUAUUGCACUCGGCGAUCUCGAGUAACGGGCCUGGUGGUGGUGGUAGCGGCAACUCCACUAUAAAUAGUAUUCUGUUUUCUCUCACAUCAACGCUUUCGGCUAUCGGGAGGCCUAUUUCAAUCAAACCAUCAACUGAUCUUCCGACAAGAGCCCUACAUACAAUAUCUGUUUUGAAAGGUACAAGCUCUCGAGGCUCGACUUCCCUUGGAGCAUGGUCAAUAUUUGCUGACGGAAUAGAUGUUUCGCCUCUAAACCCUUUCGUUGGUAAUAGAGCUUCUCGCAAGGUCAAAAAGCUCGAAUUUCCGACAACUAAUGAUGCAAAAACUAAAGAAAUGCGAUCUAAAAUGGCACGGAUUUUGUUUACUGGAAGUGAUGCCAAAUCAGAGGAGAAAUACAGAUCAAGAGGUCCGCUGCCUAUGGUGGAAAUAAAGCUUAAUAGACCAUACGACCAAGAGGAGAGUGAGCUGGAUAGUUUCCAACCUAAAAUUACACUGCGCUUAGAGGGAGAUGAUGUUUUUGCAGGCAUAUUUCAACUUGCAGUCGAUGGAGCAAUUGAUGUCACUAAUAUCCCUGGUUGGAUGACUGGUGAAGAGGGGUCAACAACUGUGUACAUUGGACGCACCGUUACCAUAUGA
Messenger RNA from Sugiyamaella lignohabitans, 777 nucleotides. It is a transcript of the gene CHL4, whose product is annotated as Chl4p. The record is from RefSeq and is a predicted model, not a curated record. The coding region runs from base 1 to 777 and encodes 258 amino acids. The transcript has a single exon. Lineage: Eukaryota; Fungi; Ascomycota; Dipodascomycetes; Dipodascales; Trichomonascaceae. Gene Ontology annotation, biological process: chromosome segregation; CENP-A containing chromatin assembly.